Messenger RNA from Quercus lobata, 537 nucleotides. RefSeq lists its product as uncharacterized. The transcript has a single exon. The record is from RefSeq and is a predicted model, not a curated record. The coding region runs from base 1 to 537 and encodes 178 amino acids. Gene Ontology annotation, molecular function: RNA-DNA hybrid ribonuclease activity; nucleic acid binding. Lineage: Eukaryota; Viridiplantae; Streptophyta; Magnoliopsida; Fagales; Fagaceae.
AUGACUACUCCAGUGCAACAGAACCGCAGUACCAGACUUCAUUGGAGGCCACCACCAUCGGAGCUUUUCAAAAUUAAUUUUGAUGGUGCUGUCUUCACACAUGAAAAGAAGUCUGGCAUUGGAGUCGUUAUAAGAGAUCACCAGGGUUCUAUUAUUGCUUCAUGCUCAAAACCGGUUCACCAGGAGCUAGGCAGUGAGGAUGUUGAGGCAACGGCUGCGGCAUGGGCUCUGUUUUUUGCUUUGGAAGUGGGGGUGAAAAGGGCAGUACUAGAGGGUGACUCUUUGUCUGUUAUCAAAGGGUUAAUGGAGAAAGAAAGGCUGCUAACACCAAUGGGAUUGCUCAUUGAGGAGGACAAACAGUUAUCUCAACAUUUUGAAGAAUUACAUUACUCUCAUGUUAAGAGAGAUUGUAACGUUUUAGCUCAUAAUCUGGCUAGACAUGCCGCUGGCAUUCCAGAUUUGUUAGUUUGGAUGGAGGAUAUUCCUUCACAUUUUCAUGAUGUACUUCAAGCCGAUUUAUUAGGCUUAUCUGAAUAA